Molecule: messenger RNA, 1740 nt
Organism: Vicugna pacos (alpaca)
Lineage: Eukaryota; Metazoa; Chordata; Mammalia; Artiodactyla; Camelidae
Source: RefSeq, a predicted model, not a curated record
UCCAGACUGCAUCCCUGAUGGGACUCCCCUCCCGCACCCCGUAUUCAGACCCUGAGCUCCAGACUGAGUGGCCUGGGCCAUCGCCCUUGGUGAGCAAGGUCUGCCGGGGGAGAGGGGUCCUCCUGGCCAAGGAUGGAGCCCUCAGUGCCCCCCUGUCUGCCUCUUCCAUCUGACAGGGCCAUGGCCCACUACGACUGUGAGGUCAAAGCUGUCUUGGGGCAGGCAGUCAUCUUCCUGAAGAGCCCGGAAGAACGGGACAACAUCGUGGCCAUCCUCAUCAUAACAGAGUUUCUCAAUGGCCAAGAGCUCACCCAGUACAUGUCUCGGAAAACCAUGGACAACUUCCUGAGCCUGGGCCUCAACAACCCCAACCAGCUGGUGAGGGCCAUGAGCCUGAAGGGCCUCAGCAGUAUCCUCCUGCAGCCUAAGAAGGUGAGAGGAAGGUGCGCCCACUCCUGUUCGAGGAGGCUUUAGGGAGGAGGAGGGUGCACUUGAAAAGGGCCUCCAGGGUAGGUGAAACCUCAAGGGUUGGAUGAGGAAGGCAAGCCAAGGCCCAGGACAGGGGAGGGCAGGAAUGUUGGGAGACCCUGCUGCACUGCAUAGCGCUGAGAACGGACACUUUCUGAGCUGGAGUAAACUCAGUGACUUUGAGGUCAGUGACUUUGGCCCCCUGCCCAGGCAGGGAUUUCUUACCUGAGGCACUCCUGCCAGGUGGUCCAAUUCAUGCUGCACCCGGCUACGGAGAACUCACACCUCACUCCACGGGGGCAUCCUUCCUCCUCCUGCCUCUUGGGCCUCCGUGCUCCCAAGAUGCGGUCAAGGGCUGGAACCGAGGUCCCCAGCUGAGCUUAAAGAGGGGCAGUAAGUGAGAGGAGAGGCAGUCUCUGAGGCUGGGCCAGGAAGCCUGUUUAGGAGGGAGCGGCGCAGGCCAGGGGGCGGCUGCAUCUCCCUGCAGGUGGUCCUGCUCCGGAACCGGCUGGCCGUGCUGCUGGACAGCUUCCUGAAGCCCGAGCCCAAAGACCUCCUGGGCUUGAUGGAGAUCCUGGGCGACAUCCUGCACCGUCUGGGUACCCAGGGCGUCGGCGCCAUCAGCCUCAAAAUGGCCCAGCACCUGCUGCCGCUGUUCGAGAAUGAAAAGGAAGGCGUGCGUGGAGGAGCCAUCUUCCUGUACGGAGAUGUUAUCUACAGUGGCGGCAAGAAGUUUCGGCAGGCGCUCAAGAGCCACGCCUUCCAGGCCCUGGUGCCGCUGCUCUUCCACCUGGCGGACUCCUGCCCUGAUGUGGUCAUGAAGACCAAGCUCACCUUUCUGCGUUGCGCCAUCUUGCUGAAGUGGGAGUUUCGGAAGGAGCUGUUUGGCAAAUUGGCCUGGGGCCGUGGCCUGGGCGCCGAGAACGACAUUUUAAUCUACAUGGUGGAGAGCAACUUUGGCAACUACCACCAGUUUCUCAUGCGGGCGCUGGUUUAUCUGGUCAGUCCUGACAGGCACCUGAAGCUCGUGGCCAUGAAGUUCAUUGGGGGACUCCUGCAGGACUACUUCGCCGACCUCUGCUUCUGCCUGAAGAAGGGCGACGUGAGCACCCUCAGGAAGUACUUGGAGCUUCUCGAGCAGGACCCCGACUCCGAGAGCCGGAAGUUCUACAAGAGCUUCUUUGAAGACGUCGUCGAACUGUCCCAGUAUGUCACCUGACAGCUGCAGUUGAUUGUGUUGUGUUGUGUUGUGCUUUUUUAGUUCCCUAUUAA